AUGAAACCAGCAAGCCCGCGAGAGGACCAUCUUCUGAAGAAUUCAGACGUGUCGCCCGUUGAGUCGCUUGUGGCUGGCUCAAUUUCGGGUGCCGUGGCCAGAGCUGUCACUGCUCCAUUGGAUACCAUCAAGAUCAGACUACAGCUACUGCUUAGUCGUGAUAAGCACUCUAGCUUGGCACUGACAGUUAAGAAACUACUUAGGAACGAAGGUGUGACGGCGUUGUGGAAAGGUAAUGUUCCUGCUGAGAUCCUCUACGUCUUAUAUGGAGCUUCCCAAUUCACGUCAUAUUCUCUCCUUAACACGGGUCUUCGUGAUUUACAAGACUCGUUCAAUGUCUCAAUGAGCCCGCUGCUUCAUACAUUUACCGUGGGCUGUGGCGCUGGCUUGAGCAGCACUGUCUUGACAUACCCGUUCGACUUGCUUCGAACAAAACUAGCAGCUAAUGAGGGAGAAAAGUUCUUGUCAAUGACUUCCGUUGCUAGAGAUAUAUACCGUGAGAGGGGCUUUAUUGGAUACUUUGCGGGUAUACGGCCAUCGCUUCUCUCCAUUGUUGCAUCGUCUGGGUUGUUCUUCUGGUCCUAUUCGCUAGCAAGAAGAACCACAGACAAGAUAUACGAGCAGUUUGGCUACCGCAUAUGGGGAGUCGAAGCUGUGUGUGGUUUUGCCGCAGGUACCACUGCUAAAGCUAUAACGUUCCCCUUAGACACAUUGAGAAAACGAAUGCAAAUCAGUCAGCAGAGGAGUGGCUUGAGAGUUUUCAUCAACAAUUUCAAAGCUCAUGGCUUCUUCGGUUUCUACAGAGGCUUCUUCGUGUCGCUCAUGAAAACAGCACCCACCAGUGCCAUAUCCGUUUUCGUAUAUGAAUAUUCCAUCAGCGCCACAAGGAAAGCCAGCGUCCUCAUUUAA
Molecule: messenger RNA, 909 nt
Organism: Candidozyma haemuli
Lineage: Eukaryota; Fungi; Ascomycota; Pichiomycetes; Serinales; Metschnikowiaceae
Product: thiamine transporter
Exons: 2
Coding region: 1-909 (302 amino acids)
Biological process (GO): thiamine pyrophosphate transmembrane transport
Cellular component (GO): mitochondrial inner membrane
Molecular function (GO): thiamine transmembrane transporter activity
Source: RefSeq, a predicted model, not a curated record